AUGAGCUACGCAACCGCGGAGGACGAUGAUUUAUAUGGAGGAUAUGAUGAACAGUCAAAUCCCCUUGCGGGCUCCGGAGGCGCUGCUUUUAAAGCGCUUGGUUCAGAUGCUCCGCCACCUGGGACAGCCAUGAUGGGUCCACCCGGCACAGCCAUGAAGAGCUUCGUGCCGGGCACGGCCAUGCGUGGAGGCACAGCGAUGCAGGACCCCAGCAUGGCGCGCCCUAUGACAUCCAACAGGGGCGCAGGGUUCACGUCUGCACCCAACAAGAAGUUCGACCCCCUGAACAGAUCAAUGGGGACAACGUUGGGGUCUACGGGAGGAGCCACAAUUUUGGCGACGCGCAAGGGUGAUGUGACGCCGGAGGAGCAGGCCAGGAAUCUUGAAAAGACGGUGCAUGAGUUAUUGGAGAAAAGUGCGGCGGACUGCGUCAAAGGAGACAUGAACUCGGCCCUGGAACACGCAAUGGAAGCCAAGAAGAACGAGCGCAAGCUCUGCCGCUUUCGUCAGCAGCAGAACAUGGCUGAGCAGAUUAACCCGGAACUCAUGUACGCUAUCGACUUCAACCUGGCGCACAUGUACCACAUGAACCGAAAUUACAGCGAGGCCCUGAACCUGUAUCAAGCUAUCGUGCGCAACAAGGACUAUCCUCAGUCUGGCUGGCUCCGAGUCAAUAUGGGCAACAUUUACUUGGAGCAGAAGAAGUACCCCACAGCCAUCAAGAUGUACCGUAUGGCUCUGGACCAGAUUGCAGCUACCGCCAAGGAGGUGCGGUUCAAGAUCAUGCGGAACAUUGGCAUUGCCUUUGUGAAGCUGGGCCAGUAUCCUGACGCGCUGCAGUCCUUCGCCACCGUCAUGGACAACGUACCUGACCACCAGACCGGCUACAACUUGGUCAUGUGCAAUUAUGCGCUUAGCGACCGGGAGGGUAUGAAGACCGCCUUCCAGAAGCUUCUCAAGGUGAGCCCACCCCAGGAGAUGGACGACGACGAUGACGACGUGCUCAAUGACGAAGACGAGAUGCAGGCGGUGGUGGCGGACGACGGGCUGAAGGAGGAGCUGCGGAAGCGGAACAGCGCCAUCACGAGGCUCAUCGUGAAGGCCGCUCAGCUGAUCAGUGAGAAGGUGGAUCGAGCCAACGGCUUCGAGGGCGGCUUCCAGUGGUGCUGCGAGCAGCUGCGGGAAGCGGGUUACACCAAGUUGGCCAACGAGGUGGAGCUGGCCAAAGCCACGCGCUUCAUGGGCCAAAAGCAAUUUGACAAGGCCGUCUCCGUCUUCAAGGAGUUUGAGAAGAAGGAGCCGCGUGUUAAGGCUCGCGCCGCCACAAACCUGGCUUUCCUGUACUUCCUGGAGGGUGAAACGGACCAGGCGGACAAGUACUCUGAGAUGGCACUUAAGAGCGACAGGUAUAACGCCCGUGCGUACGUGAACAAGGGCUGCGUGCUGGUCGAGCGCGGGGACCUAGAAGGAGCGCGUUCGUUGUUCAAUGAGGGGGCAGGUAUCGACCCCUACUGCGUGGAAGCCAUCUUCAACCUGGGCUUGGUGUCACAACGUCUCAAUGAGCUGACGUACGCGUUGGCGGCAUUUAAAAAGUUGUACAACAUGGUGCCCGACAACGUGGAGGUCAUCCACCAAAUUGCCACCACAUACGACAUGAUGGGCGACUUCAAGAACGCUGUCAAGUGGUUUGAAAUGUUGACAAGCCUAGUGCCCAACGAUCCCGGGGUACUGGCUCGAUUGGGCGCCAUCCACGCGCGAUUCGAUGACGAGGCAAAGGCGUUGCACUACUACCAGGAGGCCCACCGUGUCUACCCGGUCAACAUGGACGUCAUCUCGUGGCUGGGGGCCUACCAUGUCAAGAGCGAGGUGUACGAGAAGGCGAUGCCCUUCUUUGACCUGGCUUCCAAAAUUCAACCGCAGGAGGUCAAGUGGGCCCUGAUGGUGGCCUCGUGUUACCGCCGCACCAACAACCUGCCGGGGGCAUUGGCCAAGUACAAGCAGAUCCAUGCCGCGCACCCAGAGAACGUCGAGUGUCUGCGCUACCUGGUGCAUCUGUGCAGCGAGUUGGGUCGUCGUGCAGAGGCGGCGGAGUACAUGACCAAGCUCAAAAAAGCAGAAAAGGCUGCGAUGCCGGACGCCGCAACGAUGGCAGCAGCUGCGGCACCCGUCGCUGCAUCUGCUAGCCCCAUGGGCAUGGACGACGACCUCGGCACGUCCGCAGUCUCGGCGCAGAAUCGCGGCAAGAAGAUGCUGGUCAAGGAGCAUUUGGGAGGGAAAGAAGCCGACGACUGGGGAAACGAGCAGCUUGGGGACGACCUCCUGCCUAUGUGA
This is a messenger RNA of Volvox carteri f. nagariensis, 2331 nucleotides long. RefSeq lists its product as uncharacterized. Gene Ontology annotation, biological process: non-motile cilium assembly; intraciliary transport. Gene Ontology annotation, cellular component: ciliary basal body; centriole; non-motile cilium. The transcript has 20 exons. Lineage: Eukaryota; Viridiplantae; Chlorophyta; Chlorophyceae; Chlamydomonadales; Volvocaceae. The record is from RefSeq and is a predicted model, not a curated record. Bases 1 to 2331 code for a protein of 776 amino acids. Gene Ontology annotation, molecular function: kinesin binding.